AUGGACCCCGGUCCGAAGCAGCCGGUCCGGCGCCGGACAUCAAAACAACUGGAAAGAAAGAGAGAGCUAGACAAGCAGGCGCAGAGAAUCAAACGCGAGACGGACAAGGACCGAUUAGUUCAGAUCCAGGCCGAUGUUCAGAAAAUCCAACAGCAGAUGGACAGCCUCCAGAAAACCAUGGCGAUGAUUCUGGAUGGAAUGAAUACUCUGCACAGUACACAUCCCAGCGCUCAUCUUUCCCAAUCCUCUGUAAUGUCCCUGCCGGCGGAUAGGUCCACCCCGCAAGACGGUAGGAUCAUAGGUACGAGAGGAGACUCGAGCUCCAGCUCUAGUCCUAGCAGCUUGACGUCAAAUUUGGCCCACGGCGGACAAGCACCCCCAAAGCUAUAUGGGGAUACAGAUCGAAGUCUCUUGGCAGUGGAUUGCAGCGUGGUAUCGAGGGAGCUCAAUCAUUCGCCUGUCGCAGUAGGCAGUCUGCCUGAAAAUAACGAUUCUUGUUCCCCAUAUGCCCAGGAUAGCGUGCAAUUGGUUGCUUCCGCCUUACAUCCGUCAGAAACGGGGGCAAAUAAAACGACACUUGACGCCCAUCGCCAAACCCAGGAAUUCUCCAACAGAGAGGUCAUCUCUGUGCAUGAUUCAAAAGCUCCUACUACUAUCUAUGCACAUAUAGAUACUUCUCCACCGACCAUAUUCAGGUAUCGAGGUGUAACGCUGCCAUUCUGUCACUGCCAACCAAGGGUGCACUCCUCGUAUGCAGACUGCUUCGAGCAUACCGUCUACGAUGCGGUGAUCAAAGCGCACAACCAGCCUCAAGCACCACCUGUCCCAUUGAGUCCAUCCCUUCCCGAUCUUCUUUUUGUGGGGGAGGGGGACAACGUUGUAUCCCGGAUUUUAUUCAAAAUGUUGAAGCGAGAAGGCCUUUGCGGGAUGGAUGACGUACCGGAAUGGUUUCGGCCGACUGAAGUACAAAAUAACACGCCUCACCAAAUCUUUACCGAUUUUAUGCCAUUCCCUCAGUUGCGCAACGCCAUGGUUUCGGGCUCAGUUGAGUAUACUCGAGAAGAGUUUGAUAUUGACUACGGCCGUUCUGUUUCGAUUAACUGGCCCAGCUCGAAACCUUUGCUGGUCAGGAACGAUUCCUUGGACGUGGUUCUAAACCCAGAGUUUGAACCACAUGUCCUCAACUACAGUAACUGGUCGCUCAAUGAGGGAUUUGCGCUCAAGUAUCCGCACAUGGCUACGAUGGCCACAAUUAGAUGA
This is a messenger RNA of Penicillium crustosum, 1260 nucleotides long. RefSeq names its product DUF3425 domain-containing protein. The transcript has 2 exons. The record is from RefSeq and is a predicted model, not a curated record. Lineage: Eukaryota; Fungi; Ascomycota; Eurotiomycetes; Eurotiales; Aspergillaceae. Bases 1 to 1260 code for a protein of 419 amino acids.